Echinostoma caproni is the source of this 276-nucleotide messenger RNA. NCBI's taxonomy places the organism in Eukaryota, Metazoa, Platyhelminthes, Trematoda, Plagiorchiida, Echinostomatidae. The record is from the annotation of a GenBank genome assembly.
AUGGUGACCAUGAAAGAGAAGAUAAGGAAAACCCUAGUAGGUUGCAUGAAUCUUUCGUACUUGAAACAAAUAGCCUACAUUCAAAUAUUGGCUCAGAUCGGGGCGUUGGUUCCUGCAGAUUCUGCCGUCUUGCCAAUUGUGGAUCGUUUGUUUUAUCACACCUGUGGAGAGGACGACUUGAAUUCAAAUGAAUCAAGCUUUACAAAAGAUGUUAGUACAGUCUCCUUUAUACAGCAUUCCUUAGGCGAUUGUCACAGUUGUUCCCCAUUCAAUUAA